Molecule: messenger RNA, 1695 nt
Organism: Desarmillaria tabescens
Lineage: Eukaryota; Fungi; Basidiomycota; Agaricomycetes; Agaricales; Physalacriaceae
Exons: 4
Coding region: 318-1544 (408 amino acids)
Molecular function (GO): nucleic acid binding
Source: RefSeq, a predicted model, not a curated record
UACAUAUAGUGAAAGCCCGUGAGGUUACGAAGUGAGUCAUGACUCGGAUGUUACUCAAACGUUGCUGACAGUUUAAAUAUUUGGAUGGUGCACAAGAAUUAGACUUGUAAAACUUUGAGGAAGAUGGGUGUUGGGUCUCGAAUAUUGAAUUUGAGAACUGAGUGCCCUGUUUAACUUUCUCAAGGUUUGCCACGUAAAAUGCUAAAGGACCAGAUGGAGGACAAGUUCAGUGCAGGAAAUUUGAAAUCGAUCAGCUACUUUGGGAACGCGUUUGUGGCGCGGGAUCACCACUACCAGUCAUUUUCUCACUGUCCGGCAUGUUUAGGCCCUGCUCCUUUACUCUCCGGCGCCAUGUCCUGAAUCGCUCGCUAUCGACCUCGGCGGUAGUACACAACUCUCCCUCUCCUUCUCGCCUAGUACGAAUAGGUAAUCUUACCGACGGGUACGACAUUCAAACGACGCUCUACAACGCGAGAGCGAUACCCGUCGAGAAAGCAAUACCGAGCAAGGACCAUCUUCUUUUAUGGUUUCCGGACACUGCUAGCGCGGCUCGUGUUGUUGAUGCAAAAUCCAGACGUGAUGAAACUUUGACCUACGAGGGCCCGAUACCACCUCUGUCGGCAAAAGUCGCCGCUCAUAUUGGCUUGGGUGCCUUCCGAAAGAUACGCAUAUUGAACCUGCCCAUUUCUGUGACAGUGGAUUCACUGAGGGAGACAUUUGCUGAUUGCUGGGAUGUGAUGGCACAUACGGCAAUCGUGAAGAAGGAGCAGCGGGGUACGGCUAACGCCUAUCUGGAGUUUGCAGACAUACGCUCUGCUAUUAAGGCUAUGGGUACGCCGAAGGUGGGACUCCUACAUGACACAAUCAUCAGCUAUGCCAAUGAUUCCCGAUCCUACAAUUAUCCCCCCUUUGUGCACGCAGGCACGGAGCUUCGCUAUGGAGGGAGACGUGGCGUCGUCAUCAGCGGAAUUAAGGCCAUACCUCAAGUUGAACAAGCCAUAUGGUCUACCAUCGGAUCGAAAACGGAACCAUUGGUGCUGGACUCUGAAGUUGUUGCAUCCCAAAACUCUAUCGUUCUGAAAUUUGCUACUGCCAAAGCUGCACUUGAGUUCAAGAACAACUUCACUCCUUCUGUCGAAGCUCUUGGCGUCCAAGUUGAGUUACAAAAACUGGAUCUAGACAGAUCAGCAAUCUCGGUCAUAGGACUCGGUGGAAGUCGAACAUUGUGCGUUCGCGCAAAUAGGAAGAUCGAGGAUUCAGUACAAUUCGAGCAAUUUGGACCGGUAAUGCAGGUUGUCACAAACAACGACAUCACCGAAGUCACGUUUAAGUCUUUCCAUGAUGCUAUGAACGCUCUUCUCCAGCUUGAGUCCGGAGCUCAUAGUCUUACUGGAUUCGACGGCGCCUCGAUAUACAUAGCGAAUACCGAACCUGUGACCGUCGCGUAUCCUACCUUAUCGCCACAGACGGAACCCACUCUUUCAGCGCAAGGGAAGAAUUUCCUGGCGAAGGCAGAGGAGUUUGCCGCGCUGUCGAAGUUGUGAAGUCGUAUACUUAAAAAGCAUUUGCCUAUGAAGCACGGUCACCAGGGUGCUGUUGCUUGUGGACUUGAAUAUCUGAUUGACAUCUUGAGAAUCGAAAUGGGGCAUAUUCUCGAUAUUACGACUCCCCUUGUUAGGUUUGUUCUUUGAGUUU